This is a messenger RNA of Capra hircus (goat), 5074 nucleotides long. RefSeq names its product cysteine and serine rich nuclear protein 2 (gene CSRNP2). The transcript is spliced from 5 exons. Gene Ontology annotation, cellular component: nucleus. NCBI's taxonomy places the organism in Eukaryota, Metazoa, Chordata, Mammalia, Artiodactyla, Bovidae. The record is from RefSeq and is a predicted model, not a curated record. Gene Ontology annotation, biological process: regulation of transcription by RNA polymerase II. The coding region runs from base 772 to 2514 and encodes 580 amino acids. Gene Ontology annotation, molecular function: DNA-binding transcription factor activity, RNA polymerase II-specific; sequence-specific DNA binding.
GGUGCCUCCUCGUCCUUUCUCGGGAUCGGCCCCCGGGCGACUGUGGAGGAGUGGUCAACCCAGAGCCGCGCGGAUGGAGGGGUCAGAAAUGAGGGAGGCACGGACGGCAGCGGUCGGGGGGCGGGGAGCUAGAGCGCCGCCGGGAAGGGAAAGAGUCGGGAGAGGCGUGGGAGCCGGGGGCACGGAGGACGCGGGCCCGGACGGCGGGGGCAGCUUAAGGGAGACCGACGAGCGGCUUAGAAGCCGGCAGGAAUUCGGAUUGCGGGUUGAGUUCGGAAUGGAGUGGAGAUGAUGUAGGAUGGAGGGAAGUGAAGGAAGGGGAGGGGGGAAAUAGAGGAAAAUGUGGGAGGAGUGGUUGGGAAUUUGUGGGUAGCAGGCAGGAAAGGAUGGGGAGCUGGGUAGGGGCUGCAGACGCUUGGAGUGAGCAGGAAGAUUAGCAGGAGUCAGAGUGAAAAGGUACCCAGCGCUGAAGGGUUCAGCGGGGGUGUCCAUGAAGGGGAACUGGUGACUGGACAUGUCCUUUCAACCCAGGUUCCUGAGGUCUCCCAUUUUUUUGUGUGGCGUUGUGUGGGAAAACGAAAGCAUCAGUUGCCCUAGUUGCUAGUUGGCUCUUUUUUCACAGGCCCAAACACGCAGCCGACUGCCAUCCAUUCCUUUUAGUGCCGCGGUCUUGAUUCAUCUUUUUAAAGGGAGCUAGAGUGGCAAUGUGACACACACACGGUUCUUAAGUAUGAAACGUUAGAAGUUAUCCCCGAGAGACACAGUGUCCCCAUGUCUUGCAGUUUUCAGUUCAAGAAUCCUAAUGCACCUGGCUACCUGCUGGUGAGCAGGGGCUUUGGGGCCGACGUGGUGGGCUCCCCCAAGGAAACCCCUUUGAAACCAAUGGAUGCAUUCACGGGCUCGGGUCUCAAGAGAAAGUUUGAUGAUGUGGAUGUGGGCUCGUCAGUUUCCAACUCUGAUGAUGAGAUCUCCAGCAGUGACAGUGCCGACAGCUGCGACAGCCUCAAUCCUCCUACGUCUGCCAGCUUCACACCCACAUCCAUCUUGAAGCGGCAGAAGCAGCUGCGGAGGAAAAGUGUGCGAUUUGACCAGGUGACUGUGUACUACUUUGCUCGGCGCCAGGGUUUUACCAGUGUGCCCAGCCAGGGCGGCAGCUCUCUGGGCAUGGCCCAGCGCCAUAACUCUGUACGCAGCUACACACUCUGUGAGUUUGCUCAGGAGCAGGAGGUGAACCAUCGGGAGAUUCUUCGUGAACACUUGAAGGAGGAGAAACUCCAUGCCAAGAAGAUGAAGCUGACCAAGAACGGAACAGUGGAGUCAGUGGAGGCCGACGGCCUGACGCUGGACGAUGUUUCAGAUGAAGACAUCGAUGUGGAAAAUGUGGAGGUGGAUGAUUACUUCUUCCUGCAGCCUCUGCCCACCAAGCGGCGACGCGCCCUGUUGCGGGCUUCUGGGGUCCACCGCAUCGAUGCUGAAGAGAAGCAAGAACUUCGAGCCAUCCGCCUGUCGCGGGAAGAGUGUGGCUGUGACUGUCGACUGUAUUGUGAUCCAGAAGCAUGUGCCUGCAGCCAGGCUGGGAUUAAAUGCCAGGUGGAUCGCAUGUCCUUUCCAUGUGGCUGCUCCCGGGAUGGCUGUGGCAACAUGGCUGGGCGCAUUGAAUUCAAUCCAAUCCGGGUCCGGACUCAUUACCUCCACACCAUCAUGAAGCUGGAGCUGGAGAGCAAGCGGCAGGUGAGCCGCCCGCCAGCCCCAGAUGAGGAGCCCUCUCCCACCACCAGCUGCAGCCUGGCAGCAGCACAGGGUGCAGAAACACAGGACUUCCAGGAGUUCAUUGCCGAGAACGAGACGGCAGUGAUGCACCUGCAGAGCGCAGAGGAACUGGAGCGGCUCAAGGCGGAGGAGGACUCUAGCGGCUCCAGUGCCAGCCUGGACUCGGGCAUCGAGAGCCUGGGCGUGUGCAUCCUGGAGGAGCCCCUAGCUGUCCCGGAAGAGCUGUGCCCGGGCCUCACUGCCCCCAUUCUCAUCCAGGCUCAGCUGCCCCCGGGCUCCUCCGUGCUGUGUUUUGCCGAGAACUCGGACCACCCGACCGCCUCUGCCGUGAACAGCCCAUCCUAUUUGAACAGUGGCCCCCUGGUCUACUACCAAGUGGAGCAGAGGCCAGUCCUGGGGGUGAAAGGAGAGCCUGGGACGGAAGAAGGCCCACCCUCCUUCCCCAAGGAAAAGGAUCUGAAUGUCUUCUCUCUCCCUGUUACCUCACUGGUGGCUUGUGGCCCCACAGACCCAGCUGCCCUCUGUAAAUCAGAGGUGGGGAAAGCAGCCACUCUAGAAGCACUCGUGCCCGAAGAUUGUAACCCCAAGGAGCCUGGGAGUGAAGACUGUCGCCCCUCCUGGUCCCCCUCAAGCCUCCCCAUGUGCACGGACAGGGAAGAGGGCUGUGCAGUGGAGAAGACCCCGCCGCAGAGUGCGGACAGGCCCCCGGAGGAGCCUGCCCUGGAGCUCCCUCUGGCAGUGUGACGCAUGGGCGGAGACUGCCUCCCACCCAUUCUCUAUUUAUUCCCUUAUUUUAUCUAACACCAUUUCAAAAACAAAACUGUAGAAGCAGCUGCUGCUCCUAUGUUAUUUUAUUGGGGUCACUGGGGAAAGGGUGGGAAAGGAUUGUUUGUACAAGUAUUUUUUAAAGGGCCAACAGAACCAAGGAGACCAGCCCCAGCUUGAUCAGGGGAUAGUCUUGGGGCAGAGGAGGCUGCAUCCUGAGCUUUCUGGGCCUUCGGAACAAAGAACUAGGAUCUCACAGGAGGAGCUGGGUAAUUCAAGCAGCUAUUCACGUAGGGACCAGAACACGACAAUUUAAACAGCAUGACAAAGCCCCUUCCUCUCUUCUGAGCUCCAGGCAGGGUUAAGCUCACCUUCCUCAGCAGUUACUCUGAUACCCUACUUUGGUGUAUUGUGGUAAUACAGUUGAAAUCGUCAGCUGGUUGAGGCUAGAAAGGAGGGGGUGAAAGUGUCUCUGCUUCUGUAUAAAACCUCUAAGAUCUAUAAGAAUUGAACCUGCCUUCCCUGACCCCCCUUAUUUGGUAAAUAAGUUAAUAUUUGACAUUUUUGUUCUCUGACCUGUUCCCCACACUGGGGAUUCCUGGUCUUAACUUGAAGUGUUUCUUUCACACGUUUUUAGGUACUAGAGUUAAACUUGUCUUUCCCCCUGCCCCCGCUUUGUCCUUUUUCCUUUGAAGGGAAAGAGCUAGAUUGGCUGGGGAUGUGGCAUCAAGAGCCAGUCUUCCCUAUGUGUGUAACCGCAGCUCCAUCAGGCAGCUUUAAUCUGGGGCUCACACAUCCCAUGGGAGGCCUAUAUGGAGCAUUAACCUGUGUCCAGAGGAGGCAGCAGGAACAGGCUGCUGUCUGGAAAGAUGACUUUCUUUGUGCUGUGCUUGCCUUUUCACCCUAACCCCGCCCUGUUCCCUACCCCUCCCCCCAAAAAAUUAAGCUUUAAAGGAGUGUAGGAUGUGGCAAGUUCACCAGCUAGUGUUUUUGUGUCACCUUUUGUGUUUUUUCCCUUUUUUUGGGUCUACCCUCCUGGUCCCUCUUGGAUAUACAGGGUUAGAGUUCUUACAUUUACAUACUGUUCCCAAGAACUGCAAAUGCUUAUUGGCUCCCUCCAUCUUGAUAUAUAAAGAUUGUAAGCCACACCAGUUCCUAAAUGCUUCCUGCAGCUCCCAGGUUCUAAGAAGUCAAGUUCUAACUAACUUUUGAGGUCUGUAGAGUGGAACUCAGAUUCUGUUCGUACCUUUAUUAGGGGGGACAUGGUUCCUGUUCUUUCAUGUCCAGUUUAUGUUCCAAGAUGUGCUCCACUGAACACUGAAUUCUUUUCACUAGCAAAGUUAUCACUGCCUCUGUUUUAAUUCUUUUUUUUUUUUUUUUUUUUUAAUGGCUCUUUGCUUCUGUUUGAAAAGGGAGGCAUUAGGGAGCAAAACACUUUAGCAUCCUUCACACUAUGCUUCAUUACUGGUAUGGUUUUUUGACCAGGAAAAGACAAAGUAUAAACCUUUUUUUUUUUUUUUUUUUGGUGGAGGUAACUGUUCCUACUAUUUUGCUUAUAAAGCCUUUUCUUGUGGGAUCUUAAGGCCCCAGUGUCUGAAAGCAACCUUUAUGUAUGUAUAUCACAGUAGCAUUUCACCUAUCAAACCUAAACUGAGCCUGAAAGGCCUUAUAUUCAACAUGGAUACAUCCUUUUAACUUAUUUUGCCUCUCCUAUUCAUUCCUGUUUUUGCUGGUUUUACAUUUGGAGGUGAAUUAAUAAGCCAUAGGCCCUUCUCUCUCCUCUAGGCUCACAAAACGGAGUCAGAGUCCUAAGCACCUGUGAAAUAGGUGCUAUCCUCAACUGAGCUACACUCUGUCACCUUAGACUGGUCCCCUCAGACAGAAGGUUGAACUUUAGCUGGGAAUUUGACUCUGGAGAUGAAUCUUUCUAGAAGUUUGUGUCAGAAGGGGAGGGUGAGUGCUGUAUCUUCCCUCCUUCGGAGGGCGCCAGCCUAAGCUAGGAAGUGGAUUCACCUGUUUAAUAAGACAUUUGGGAUCAGACCAAGAAGCUCAAACUAAUUAAACUCAUUGCCAACCCCCAAGAUAAUAAAUCCCUCCCUUCAUUAACUACAGUUCUGACUCACCUGUCCCAACCUUUUAAAUGCUGAAUAUUAACAUUAACAAUCUUGUUAAGCAAAGGGCCUUUUAUGCAACCUAGUCCAUCUCGUUUCUGGUGCUACCUGAGCUGGACAGACAGAAUUACAGUGCAUGGUUGCUAGAAAGGCUAGGCUGCUGACCACAAAAGCAGAGCUUCAGUGCUGCUUAGACUAGGUGGGAUAAAAGAAAUCCAGAUAAAUCACUCAUUACAACUCUUAAUAUUUUCCAAUUUCUUUUCUCACAUACUGUACACAGGUAGUAUUUUCAAUGUGAAUCCAAAGCUUGUCUGGUUCUCUGAAAAAAAAAAAAUUUAAUUUUUUUUUUGCUUUUAGGUCCUUUACAUUGUGAUAAUGCUGUAUUUAAAGAAAAUAUUUAAAUGUAAUAUUAAAGAAAUAUUCAAAAG